ACGAAAAUAUUUCUAAACUCGGGUUUAUUUAUGUGUGUUUUUUGGUUUUAUGUUUAUCUGAGGAUAAGACUAUUACCUUUACAUAUACUAUUUUUUUUCUAAUAUUCAAUAUUUUGGUAUAAAUAUAAAAAGCAAGACAUUCAAAACAUUACCAGCCUUAUUUUCUUUCCUUUCUUCUAUAACAGCUUAAUCUUGUCUCAUUUUAUAACAAUACGAGGCUAUAAUAUUGCUUGAUUUAUUUAUUUGAUCACUUGUACACUGCUUUCUGUGUAGAUUAUAUAUGAUAGAACAAUUAUUUCUGCCUUAUACAUAAUGGUGUCAGCUGUACAGUUUCCUUUUUAACAUUUUGAGUGCAAGAUUGCUUGAGAUCAUAUAAUUCAAUAUCUUUAUCUGACAAAAAGACGAAAUAAAAUUUAUCAGAUUCUUCUGAGCUUGUAUGCAUUGAGAAUAGCAACAUUAGCGUGGGUUAUGAUGCGAUUGUGCUCAAGAGUGGUUGGGACGAGUAUGGAAUUUCUUAUAGCCGACCAACCACAAACGUUCACAUCAGGAAUGUUCACCUUCAGUCUUCUUCCGGCUCAGGUCUGGCUUUUGGCAGUGAGAUGUCUGGUGGCAUAUCUAACAUACUUGCAGAGCAUCUUCACCUUCAUGAUUCAUUCAUUGGCGUUGAAGUCAAAACAUCAAGAGGUAGGGGCGGUUACGUAAAAGACAUUCUUAUAUCAGAUGUGGAGAUGGCAAAUGUUGAUAUUGCUAUUGAGGCUACAGGUCAAUUUGAUUCUCACCCAGAUGAGAAAUUUGAUCCGGAUGCACUUCCAGUUGUCCAACUCAUCACAUUCAAGGACAUAGUUGGCACAAACAUCACUACUGCAGGGAUGUGUCCCAGUAGCAGGCGCAUGUAUGUUAGUUGCGGGUGCAGGUGCUGGGCAAGCCAACAUCACACACAACAGAGUGUGCGUGGUCGGCGCGGGCCAAUCACGGCCAGAAGCAGCGUCAAUAUCGCAAAGGUUGGAGGCAAAACGGGCAGGUCAAGCGAGGUGAGGAGUGGCGCACACAGGGCAGUGUGACGGCUGGCUCUCGCGUGGGACGACGGGCACAAGACAGUGUGGUAAGGGGCAGUGGCAGCUCACGGCGGUGUUCUGCAACAUAAGGGAAGUCGAGGGAGGCGAGGUGGAAGUCGUCGUCGUCAAGGAGGAUGUCGUCGGGGAACCGGAAGAAGGUCGCGAACUGGGCGCGACGGUGGUGGGAGCAGCGGGUGGGGGUGUCUGCCAGCUGAUCCAUGUCUGUGAGGCCGGAGUGUAUGGCGGCGAUGGACUUUCCGGCGAACGACUUGUCGGAAAAAAAGUUGCUGACUGAUGGUUAAAGUAUUCCUUCGGCAGUGCAAGGAAGGCUCCGAGUCGGGCUGCGAUAUGAAGGCAAACCCGCCGGAGACUCGGGAGCAAUAUGGCGAAGAACUCGAAGUUAAAGUGUAGAAAAUUCCAGCGGGCAGCGAAGGCAAAGUUGCCGGCCGGCUGCCCGCCGGUGAGAAAAAAAAUAGGCCUAAAUCUUAUUGCUCUGAUACCAUGUUAAAAAAAAUACUGUAUUAUUGAUUGUUUGAUCUUGAUGU
Messenger RNA from Camellia sinensis, 1600 nucleotides. Lineage: Eukaryota; Viridiplantae; Streptophyta; Magnoliopsida; Ericales; Theaceae. The record is from RefSeq and is a predicted model, not a curated record.